CAGACAAACAGCGCUUCAGUUACAGGAUGAGAACAUCCUUACUCGUAGGUGCACUUGGUGCAGCGAUACUUUCCCUUCUAUCCCUCUCCCUGUCCGCUGCCAUGAACCUUGAAACAUCUGCGGCGUCCCUUGGCGGGUAUCAACGCCAAAUUUAUCAAUAUUUUGACAACGUACGACAAGGCGACCGUGGGCAAUAUGGAGCUGCCAAUGGUGCUCGUGCAUGCGAACGCUUUGUGCGUGACAAGGCAAUGCAGACUGAUUUGGCGGAGGUUAUCUCUGGGUUUUACAACAACGACGUCGCCGCCAUGUUUGCCUAGCAACGGACCGAAAAAUUAAAAAAGAUGAUGGAUGAUGGAUGGCGGCGAGAUUGAGAAAGCAGGAAAUCGCGAGCAUUGGUCCGCACAACACACCACUGCUUCUGUGACCGAAUCGAGUCAGGAAGGUCUGAGCAAGCGGAGCAAGAAUUUUCCCUUCCAAAUUUUUCUUUAAGAACUUUGGAGUGAUUUGUACAACCUCAGCGGAAGCAUUACGCAAGGGCAUUUCAUCAUGAAAUGUCUCGCUACUACACAAAAAACAAGGGCAAGCACAUGAACAACAAACAAAACGGAGAUAUACUCUGGAAAAGAGACCAAAACCCGUGACGGAUGAGAAUCAAAAUCAAUGCAAUGAAAAAACGCAGGAGUCGGUGCUGGUACUACUUGGUGACAUCAUCUCAUACGGUGCAGCGAACAAGGCGUGAAAAAAAUAGCAUAUUUGCAGGAAAUAGGUGAAUUUGUCCAUCCAUGCAGCUGAUCUCUCCUUAGCAAAAUUAGGUACAUUCUUCUAGUCUAAAAUUUAUGAAUCGGAAAUGGUGACGUGUAUAACUCUUCGCAGAAGUCUGCUUGUGUAUUUAGAGGAAAGAAAGGUUCGGAUGGAAGGAGUGAGACGCCUGAACUAGAAAAAUCAAACUUAACGGAAACUCAUA
Messenger RNA from Nannochloropsis gaditana CCMP526, 964 nucleotides. RefSeq lists its product as uncharacterized. The record is from RefSeq and is a predicted model, not a curated record. The transcript is spliced from 3 exons. Bases 27 to 317 code for a protein of 96 amino acids.